UAUAAAACUCCGAUUAGAACUCCAGAAGCUCCUCUGGACUGUCGUCGCCCGGUCGCUCCGAUGGAAAUCCUGACGGGAUCGAAGGUCGUCCCACCUUCCUCAUCUCCCCUCUCCAUUUUCUCUCCCAAGAGAAGCUCCUUCUCCAGGCCUCUGUCUCUCCCCCUCGCCUCCUCCCAUAACGAGAAGAAAGAAGGUGAUGUUGAAUCGGACUCGAGGGAUUCGAGUGUAGCUCCGGUCAGGAAGGAUCGCAGCCUCUCGAUUUCGCCUCUCUCCAAGGAAACAGCGAUGGGGUUGGUACUGAAUGCAGCGGUGGGGAGAGGAUGGACAACUGGUUCGGGAAUGGAAGGUCCCCCUGUUCCUGUGGAGACAGAAUCAUGCUCGGAGAACACCUCCACUUUCCCAUUUUCGCUGUUCACUAAGUCUCCUCGGAGAAGGAUGCUUGUUGCAUUCACAUGUAACAUCUGCAAGCAACGGACAACCCGGGCAAUCAAUCCUCAUGCAUAUACAGAUGGGACAGUCUUCGUACAGUGUUGUGGAUGCAAUGCAUAUCACAAGCUUGUGGAUAAUCUUAACUUGUUUCACGAUAUGAACUGCUAUGUGAACUCCAGUUUCAACUACAGUGGCCCGAACCUGGAUGUAAAUUUCAACUUUCUUGACAGUGGUGAUGCCGAAGAUGACUUAUUCUCUCCUUGAUGAGGCAAGUUUUGUGCUUUGGACUGCUGUAUAGUCUACAAUACACAUUCAGCAAAAUCUAGAUUGCUGUCAUCUUUAAAUCAUGUGAAUAUUCAGUAGAUAUUUAUAUGAUUACAUCUUCUGAGUAAA
Molecule: messenger RNA, 822 nt
Organism: Rhodamnia argentea
Lineage: Eukaryota; Viridiplantae; Streptophyta; Magnoliopsida; Myrtales; Myrtaceae
Exons: 4
Coding region: 61-693 (210 amino acids)
Biological process (GO): protein stabilization; protein folding; protein import into mitochondrial matrix
Cellular component (GO): mitochondrion
Molecular function (GO): zinc ion binding; protein-folding chaperone binding
Source: RefSeq, a predicted model, not a curated record